Messenger RNA from Boleophthalmus pectinirostris (great blue-spotted mudskipper), 4367 nucleotides. RefSeq names its product fidgetin like 2 (gene fignl2). The transcript is spliced from 3 exons. Bases 254 to 2248 code for a protein of 664 amino acids. NCBI's taxonomy places the organism in Eukaryota, Metazoa, Chordata, Actinopteri, Gobiiformes, Gobiidae. The record is from RefSeq and is a predicted model, not a curated record. Gene Ontology annotation, molecular function: ATP hydrolysis activity; microtubule severing ATPase activity; ATP binding.
GGCAGAACAGAGAGGGGCUGGCAGAGUCCACUUGUGCUUGUCCCAUGUGUAAAAAAGCCUAGCAGCGAACACGGCUCCACUCCAGGGAUUAUCCUAGCAGCAUUUUGAGAUCUGAUGGACAAUAUAGAGGCAUGAAUAGGGCAGUUGUCGUCAACGGAAGAGCCCACCAGUGAUGGACUACAGCUGGACGGACGCUAACCUGAGCUGGCAUUCACCAAACGGCAUUCCUUCAAACUGAGACCAGCUCCACAGAAUGCUGAGUCCCAUUGUUCCCUAUAGCCUGUUGAAGAUGCACUGGACCCCAGAGCAUGCCCAGCCCCUGAGCCAGUGGCCGGAGCAGCACUUAGACGUGUCGUCCACCACCUCGUCACCGGCACACAAGUCGGACUUGUACUCGAGCCGCAGCCGUGGCUCCUACAGCUACGCUUGGGCCAACGAUGACAUCUCUGCCCUCACCGCGUCCAACCUGUUGAAGCGCUACGCCGAGAAGUACUCUGGGGUGUUGGACUCGCCCUAUGACCGACCUGGCACAUACCCUGAGCCUGGAGCUUUUGGACUCAAUGGUCAAAAAACUGAACUGGAGCCCUGGCCGCUCACACACAGCACUGAUGCCCCAUACUCCUUAGUAGCCUCUGGGGGACACGAUAGUCUGCCAGGUUCUAAAACCACAACUGCGGGGCCCCCGGGGGCCAGCACUGUGUCAGUAGUCAACAGUAACCUGUCAGACUCUGGCUACAGUGGCAGCAGCUCUUGCAGUGGCUCCAAUGAGUACCCCUCCACCUAUAAUGGCACCUAUCUCUCAUCAGGCUACUGUCCCCAGCCCAGCGCAGCACUUCCCCCAGCCUCGCUCCACACUCUGCAGUCCACCCCCACACUGGUGCCCAGCUACAGCCCACCCACACCGGCCUACAACUACACCCCGAGCACAUACCCAUCCCAACCAGGCCUGACCUCUAGCUACAGUCACCCCUCUGCCUCCUACCUGCCCUCUGGUCUGCCUGCCCCCACCCCAGUCCCCACCAGGCCUGCAGUGGUCGGAGGCAGCUACAGCUACCCCAACACCACUCUGGCCUCUGAAUCUGGUGGCACGUUGAAAAGAAAGGCCUUUGAAAUGGGACUGGAGGAGGAUGAGAAUGGGGAUGGUUCACGCUUUAGAAAGUACAGCUCGCCUUUUGAUAAAACAGAGUGCAGAGGAAAUGGCUUCAGCAGCUCAGGCAGCACAGACACUCAGAGCUUCAAACCCACUAAGCCCUCCUCGCAGCCUUUGGUGUCCCCUCAGUAUGGGGCGGGGGACUACAGCCCCCCGGCCGGGCUCACAGGGGAGAAUGGAGCUUCUGAACAGAGUUACUCUCAGCACCGUUCCCAGUCCCAUAAACGGCCCUCACUAUGUGCCCCCACAGAUGCUCUGAAGAGCCCGGACCCUCGGCUGUUGGAUCUGGUCAAUGGGGAGUUACUGGACUGCUCCCCUGCACUGGGCUGGACUGACCUAGUGGGACUGACCCAUGUGAAGGCUGCUCUGGAGGAGGACAUUCUGUGGCCUGUACUGAGGCCUAGUCCUGUAGUGAGGCCACCCCGAACCGUCCUGUUGUUUGGUCCUCGCGGAGGGGGUAAGACCACACUCACCCGCUCUCUGGCCUCACAGCUGGGAGCCUCCUUCUACCGUGUCAGUGGAGCCAUGCUGGUUGCCAAAGGUAAGGCAGAGGCAGAGCACAUCUUGGGUGCUCUGCUGCAGGUGGCGGGGGCACGGCAGCCCUCAGUGGUGCUGCUGAGUCACAUGGAGGCCCUGGAGGAGGAGGGCCUGCGGCAGAUACUGCUGUCUGCUCUGGAGAAGGCCCAGAUGGGCUCCAGUGGCCUUGUGAUCCUGGUGUGUGCCACUGGGAGGCCUGACCUCCUGCAGGACUCAGUGCACCGGAGUUUUGCCAAGCGCUACCACGUGGGCCUGCCAGACGGGAGCAUGAGGAGGCAGGUGUUGCUGCAGGCACUAGGACCUCAUAGCUGUGGGCUGAGUGACAGAGAGAUGAGUGCAGUCCUGCAGCGCUCAGAGGGCUUCUCUGUGUGGGAGCUGAUCCAGCUGAGUCAGCAGGCCCUGUCCUCUGCCUCUCCAUCAGGGAACCUCCAUGGGAUCCCCACGCCCACCAAGCCCCCUGCCUUUACAGACUUUGAGAAUGCCUUCUGUAAGGUGCGCCCACACAGCACCACUAAAGAACUGGACACUUGUUUAGAGUGGAGCAAGAUGUACAGCCACUGAGAGCAGCCAGGCUCUGCUCGAACUGCCCCAUGACCCAGACAUGGCAAGCCUUGCGAAUGUGUUGUUUUUGUAAUUUCAGAUUAUGCAGCCAAAAGAGCCAGAGAUAGCGUCAAGGAGAGACAAGCUAAUGCUGGCUUGGCUUUAGCAUGCCAUGGUGUGCUACUUUAGUUUGCUUUGAAAAUAUCUGCAAUAUUUUUCCCCAAAGACAAGAAAGACAAAAAGGCCUGAUGUGUGGGGUAGUGUAUAAGUUGUUAGGCCUAUGGGAAAAUCAGAAAGUAAACCACAUCCUGAUUAGCCUUGGUCCAGGACAAAAUCAAUUAUAUGUUGCUAGGUGACGUGGUCCAAGAUUAUGGAUAAUCAGGGUUUAGGAAAUCCUCCCUUUGACUGCGACUCUCAGGAUCCUAUUUAUUGCCAUUUCAACUCUGUGUUAUCCUUAUAGUCAGUCAUUGGGCUUUCACUAAUCAUGCAGCUCGAAGGGCUUCAGCUAAUCUGCAGUAAAUUACUGUUUUGACCAAAAACAAUUUGAACCAAAUAUGCUGCUGUUGUACUCCUCAAAUAAAUCCGGUCUCAGUCCAAAAUCAAAUCUUUAGAGCUUUCCACCAAAACAAGUUGAGAAGUGUCUGCCCUUCACACUGGAGAACUGUAUUGUAUACAAUAUCAAACUGAAAGCUCCUUCACCAUGUGCUUCUGUAAAUGCAUGUGUCACAUUCCUCAUCGCUGCAGUGUCCUGAGAUUCCUGCUCCCAACAACAGUGCACACCCAGCCCCUUGGUCUGUCCUCAUGUACCUUUUAUUUCGUAGUAUUAGUCUUGUUUGAAAUGCUCAGGAAGAAUUUCUUUACCUCAGAAUAUGAAAUAAAGAAUGUAUGUAAUCUUAGGGUCUUAGUAGAGAGGAGCAGCAAGUGAAGAAGCCUGUCUCUUGUCAUACCCACUGCAGCUGGGCUUUACCUCGGCAGAGAAACUUGAAUAUGCUACAAAGAGUAACAUUGAAUGUAAUUCAGGUAUUUCAAAGGAUAUUUGAUGCCAUAAAUCCAUGUAUUAUUAUAUAUGAAUAUAUAAAUACCUUUCUUUCUGUUCCCUCAUCCUUUAUUUUCAUUGUAGUUUAUGGUGGAGUGAUGGUUGUCUAAGAAAUGUUAACAACAGAAAAUAUUUCUGAUUUUGUUGGACAAACUGCUGUGAUUCUCAUGUUUACAUAUCAUGUAUAUGCAUGUCUGCUGUAAAUAUAUAACAAUCACAUAUGGACUCAUACUGACGAUCUGAGCACAAAUGCCAUUUGCCAUUGAAUAGACACAAUACAUUCUGUAUACAUUUACCAUGAGCAUUUAGUGAAUCCCAAACUCAAAUAAACAUGGUCACAAUGAGUAACCCACAUGUAGACAAUCCAGAGAAAGGUCCUCUUCAACACACUGGAAAAAACAGCUCACUAUAUUUGACUGUUGCCAUGGCUGCUCAUACACUCAAUGACGUAAUAUUUCCUACUGGUCCGUCCCCAUCACUCUUUCUCUCCUUUUCUCUCCCCAAUGCACUCUCAUUAGAUUGGAUUGCCCCCUGGUCACGAGCCCCAGUGGCCAUGUGGCGCUGCUGCGUCCUCCCAGCCCCCUCCUGCCUCCCGCCUGGACCCACUCUUGGGGAGUGGAAGUGGCCUGAUUGAUGUCCAGCAACCCUAUAUCAGAGCACAGCUCCCCUCUCCAGCUGGUGGCUUCACUCAUGCCAUACAGCCUGAUCAAUCAGAGAGACCCCUGCUGUGCACACUGAUCACUGUCUGAGCAACCCAAAACAUAGCCUCUGCUGCAGGAGCUCUGAAAAUCCAUUAUUCACUAUUAAAUUAAUUCCACAACCACAAAUGUCACAUUUAAAUUGUAAUUUGCCCAGUUUGUCCAACAAAAUAGGUUUUUAUUUUUACAUGUUUUAAUUGGUUGUUGCAGUUUGGUUAUUGUACAUUUUCUGUAACCAUUUCUACCUCAUUUUUGCGGCAUAUUGUACAUGAAAGUAUUUAUUUCAUGUCUUUUUUGAUGUCUCUUUUGAAAUGAUAAUAAUGUUCUUGAACUGUAUUGGUCUACCUCAGAAAAGACUGUAUUUUAAGAAAAGAAUAUCAACAAUAUUAAACAGACUUUGUCAGUA